Messenger RNA from Pan troglodytes (chimpanzee), 1282 nucleotides. It is a transcript of the gene IFITM3, whose product is annotated as interferon induced transmembrane protein 3. The record is from RefSeq and is a predicted model, not a curated record. Gene Ontology annotation, cellular component: plasma membrane. Gene Ontology annotation, biological process: type I interferon-mediated signaling pathway; defense response to virus; response to interferon-beta. The coding region runs from base 552 to 1235 and encodes 227 amino acids. The transcript is spliced from 2 exons. Lineage: Eukaryota; Metazoa; Chordata; Mammalia; Primates; Hominidae.
UUUGACAAAUGCCAGGAAAAGGAAACUGUUGAGAAACCGAAACUACUGGGGAAAGGGAGGGCUCACUGAGAACCAUCCCAGUAACCCGACCACCGCUGGUCUUCGCUGGACACCAUGAAUCACACUGUCCAAACCUUCUUCUCUCCUGUCAACAGCGGCCAGCCCCCCAACUAUGAGAUGCUCAAGGAGGAGCACGAGGUGGCUGUGCUGGGGGCGCCCCACAACCCUGCUCCCCCGAUGUCCACCGUGAUCCACAUCCGCAGCGAGACCUCCGUGCCCGACCAUGUCGUCUGGUCCCUGUUCAACACCCUCUUCAUGAACCCCUGCUGCCUGGGCUUCAUAGCAUUCGCCUACUCCGUGAAGUCUAGGGACAGGAAGAUGGUUGGCGACGUGACCGGGGCCCAGGCCUAUGCCUCCACCGCCAAGUGCCUGAACAUCUGGGCCCUGAUUCUGGGCAUCCUCAUGACCAUUCUGCUCAUUGUCAUCCCAGUGUUGAUCUUCCAGGCCUAUGGAUAGAUCAGGAGGCAUCACUGAGGCCAGGAGCUCUGCCUAUGACCUGUAUCCCACGUACUCCACCUUCCAUUCCUCGCCCUGCCCCCGGAGCCGAGUCCUGUAUCAGCCCUUUAUCCUCACACGCUUUUCUACAAUGGCAUUCAAUAAAGUGCACGUGUUUCUGGUGCUGCUGCGACUUCACCUGGGGAGGGGUCUGGCUGAGGGUUCAGAGCGUGGUUCUGAGACUGAGCAGGUUGGUCAGCCCCUGCACUGCCCCUUCCAGCCUCCGUGCAUCUCUUGGGCAUGGGGCAAGUGCUCAGGCCUUCUGGUUUCGGGCCUCCUGCCUUGAGCAGCAGCUGGAUCCAGGACCCUGGGAGGAGUUCCUGUGUCCUGCAGGUCUCAGCUCCUACUCAACGUGGGCUCUUUCCGGGAACGUCAGUGCUGAGUCCGGGACACCCUGGGCCCAAGGCCACGCUCGCGGCCUGUCAGCAAUCCAGGCUGUCGGCUCGGGACAGAGGGAAGGGUUAAGCCCCCAGCAGGGCCAGGGAGGGGCAAGGUGGCACCGGCUCCCCAGCUGCUCCCAGGCCCUGCUCUGUGGUGCUGGGGACCUGGCUUUAGUUCCUCGGGGUGGAGGGAGCACCGCGCUGCCUGCCUCUGAGCUGUCUGGAGCAGCCAGUCCUGCAGAUGUGGGCAGCUCAGGCCCUGUGGGAGGGAGGGGGCUUUGUGCCCAGGGUAGCAGCUGAAGGAGCCCCGGGCCUCGCAGCCCCUCCUGGGUGACCAGGUGCUGCUU